AUGCGUUACUCCGUCGCUACCGCUGCCGCCAUGGCCAGCAUCGCCUCUGCCUCCCUCCUCGGAACCGGCCUGCCCGUCGAGAUGCCUGCCCUCACCACUGAGGUCGUCACCAACUUCGUCACCUGGUGCCCUGAGGCCACCACCAUCACCCACGGCAGCCAGACCUACACCGUCACCGAGCCAACCUCGCUCACCUUCACCGAGCCCUGCACCGUCACCCGCACCCUGACCUCCUCCACCGUCACCGAGUGCACUUCCUGCCCAACUGGCGCACCAACCUCUGCCACCGUCGCCCCAACUGGCGCUCCCGGCACUGGUGCCCCCGUCCCAGUUCCCACCGGCGGUGUCACCUCCAUCUACGAGCCACCAACCUACCCCAACUCCACCGCUACCCAGCCCCCAAUGGGAACUGCCAGCGGUACCGGUAGCAUGACCGCUCCCCUGCCAACCUUCACCGGCGCUGCCUCGCACGCCGUCGUUGGCGCCGGCGCCGGUCUUGCCGGUGUCCUUGGACUCGCUGCCUUGUUGUUGUAG
Arthroderma uncinatum is the source of this 534-nucleotide messenger RNA. RefSeq lists its product as uncharacterized. Gene Ontology annotation, cellular component: fungal-type cell wall. Bases 1 to 534 code for a protein of 177 amino acids. The record is from RefSeq and is a predicted model, not a curated record. Gene Ontology annotation, molecular function: structural constituent of cell wall. The transcript has 2 exons. Gene Ontology annotation, biological process: fungal-type cell wall organization. Lineage: Eukaryota; Fungi; Ascomycota; Eurotiomycetes; Onygenales; Arthrodermataceae.